Molecule: messenger RNA, 1478 nt
Organism: Alosa alosa (allis shad)
Lineage: Eukaryota; Metazoa; Chordata; Actinopteri; Clupeiformes; Clupeidae
Gene: npm3
Product: nucleophosmin/nucleoplasmin, 3
Exons: 5
Coding region: 108-581 (157 amino acids)
Biological process (GO): chromatin remodeling
Cellular component (GO): cytoplasm; nucleolus; nucleoplasm
Molecular function (GO): chromatin binding; RNA binding; histone binding
Source: RefSeq, a predicted model, not a curated record
CAUCUUCUCACGGGGGCCAUUUGUGUGCUGCCAAGUCGUUCAAUAUCUGCAUUAGAAAAAAAAGAAAUACAUUUAUUUUUCUGCAGUUCAUCUUUAUCGACACAAUUAUGUCAAUUUUGGCUGACGAUUCAUCUGAUGCUGGUAGCAUGCCUGGCCAAUCCAGACUGGAAAGUUAUCUCUUCAGUUGUGAAUUGUCGUCAGAAGUUCCGUUCUACACGUUUCAAGCAGAUGAAGAUGAGGAUCUAGAACAUUUCCUAGAGCUUCGAACGGUUUGUCUCGGAGAGGGUGCCAAGGAGGAGUAUAACGUAAUUGAGGUGACCGCUAUGAAUUAUCAAGGAAAGAAAACAUCUGUACCUGUUGCAUCUCUCCACAUCUCCCGCUUACCUAUGGUGAGCCUCGGUGGAUUUGAACUGAUGGCACCGGUCACUCUUCGUUUGAAGUCUGGCACCGGUCCUGUCACCAUUAGUGGCAUGCAUCUUGUUGCCUCAGAAAAUGAUGAGUCAGAUUUGUCUGAUGACGAAGAGGAACUUGAGGAAGAACUGGAGCCUAUCAAACCUGCCAAGAAGAAGCAGAAGUUAUGAGCAUACAAAACACAUACACUCCAUAUUAAAUUAAUCAUGGACUCCACCCCCCCCCCCCCCAAGGGAAUAUGUUUUAUAUUCAUUGUACACCACCAGCAGCAUUUGAAAAGGAAGGUGCAUCAAUGAUUAACUCUGGAUCAAUAUGAUGAGUGAUUCUUUUUUUUUUUUUUUUGUACAACUAGGCCCAAAUACAAGGGGUCUACAUACAAUGGCAAUGAUUAUGGACUUGUAAAUGAUGAGUGAAACUGUGAAAAGGACUGUCUUUUAGUAGUUUAGUUACUUGCAUGCGGUGUCAAAAGAAUUUUAUUUUGUGGUUUUACAAGCAGUACUAUUAUGUUAUCCUACUUUUUCACAUUUUUACUUUACAUGUACCCUUUAUCUAAUGCUUACGGAGUCCACAAAGGGCCAUGGUGGGAAUUAUUUUUUUAAAAGGUGGACUUUUAUUUUUAGAGCUUCUUUUUGCAGUCCCCUUGCAAUACUUUGUGUUCCUUCGAAAUAGUUCAGUGUUCCUUGACAGUACUUUUGACUUAGCAGGGGAACGCAAAACUAUUGUGAGCGAAUAAGAAUAAAUUCACUCAAUGUCCCUUUUGGGGCUCCAUAAAUGCAGAUCUGAAUACCUAUCCAACAUUUCUAUAUCAGAUUUCUCGUUGAGUGCCAGCAGACUUUUUAUUUCUUAUUCAAUCGAUGUGUUGCCCAAACAGAAAGAGGUUUGGUGCAUUACAUCUUCGUCCUGGCAGCUAGUUUCAAACCUGGUGUGUGGUGCAUGUUAAAUAUGUGUUCCUGAGUAAGCUUUGGUAAUGCAAUAUAGGGUUUAGGUUUGCUACAGUUACCAUUUUGUACAUUUUAAAACUGUAAUUAAAAUACCUUUUUAUGUACAAUAUAUAUAUAUAAAAAACA